Molecule: messenger RNA, 441 nt
Organism: Cyphellophora attinorum
Lineage: Eukaryota; Fungi; Ascomycota; Eurotiomycetes; Chaetothyriales; Cyphellophoraceae
Exons: 1
Coding region: 1-441 (146 amino acids)
Source: RefSeq, a predicted model, not a curated record
AUGCCACAAAGACUAUGCCACGACGGCGCGUUCUUCGCGGCCUGCCACCACCAAGGCUGUUACUUCAUUCUCGCCGACGAAGCUGAGUUGAGUCGGCACUACAGAGAGCAACACGGGGAAAAGCGACCAAGGCCAGCGCAUCUGGUUCCUGAUAGUCUGGUGUGGCAGUGGGUCUUACAGGGACACAUCACAAAAGAGUACUACAACCGCAAGAUGGAUUCCCGGCAGAACCUACGAAACGACAUCAAGAAGCUGCGCGACGGUACCAACACGGCAACAAGAAAGCAAUACAACCUUUUACCAAGAAGCAAUCCAAACCUUCCAGACUUCGCCAAGCGAAUGCUGAAGCGUACCAAAGCCAUCCAAAAGCGAAGAGAGGAGCGGAAGCGAAGGGAGGAGGACGCGGAGAAUGAAGACCAGGGGCCGUCUCUCGACGACUAG